GAGGAGGAGGAGGAGGAGGAGGAGGAGGGAGGAAGGCGAUGGCGCCGGUGUCAGACGUGGAAGUGUCCUCGGUCUCAGGGAGAGGAAGGAGAGCAGGACCGCUGUCUCUGGACGACUGCCUCUGUCCCGUCUGUCUGGAGAUCUACAUGGAGCCGGUCACGCUUCCCUGCACACACACUUUCUGCAAGAGCUGCUUCCUGGAGUCGGUGGAUAAAGCCACGCUGUGCUGUCCCAUGUGCAGGAAGCGAGUUUCUACUUGGGCUCGACUGAACAGCCGCAACAACACGCUGGUCAACGAGCGUCUGUGGAAACAGAUUCAGACCAACUUCCCUCAACAGUGUGAGAGACGAGUCAGCGGACAGGAAGCUGCUGCUGACGACGACCUGGGAGUCUCUGUGUGUUUCCCCAGAGUCAGUGAACCAGGUGAGCUGAGGAAGGAAUAUCAGGACCAAGUCACUAAACUGACGGAGGAGAAGCGAGUGCUGGACGAGGAGGAGAGGAGAGCCAGUGAGGAGUACAUCCAGAGGCUGCUGGCUGAGGAGGAGGAGGUGCUGAGGGAGGAGAGGAGGAGGCGCGAAGAAGACGAGAGGAUGGCCAGGACCCUCAACCAGGAGCUGAACUCAACCUUCGUCUCUCAGGAAAACCUUCGACCUGUUGACGUCACUCCGGCUAAAAAGAAGGAGAAGGUUAACGUCGGACACAUCGAGAA
Messenger RNA from Scomber japonicus (chub mackerel), 709 nucleotides. It is a transcript of the gene rnf168, whose product is annotated as ring finger protein 168. Gene Ontology annotation, biological process: double-strand break repair. NCBI's taxonomy places the organism in Eukaryota, Metazoa, Chordata, Actinopteri, Scombriformes, Scombridae. The transcript is spliced from 5 exons. The record is from RefSeq and is a predicted model, not a curated record. The annotation marks the transcript as partial. Gene Ontology annotation, molecular function: metal ion binding; nucleosome binding; ubiquitin-protein transferase activity. Gene Ontology annotation, cellular component: site of double-strand break; nucleus.